GUAUAUAAAGGUUUUGUACCUCUUCCUUGGUAGCGACAGUAAAGAUCGAGCCGCCAACCCAAAGACCACCAACAUGAAGCUUCUGUGCAGUGUGCUAAUCCUUGCCAGCGUUCUGGCCGCCAACGCCAAACCCAAUGUUCAGCUGCAGCUGCAGAGUGCCCUGGACCAGUAUCUGGUGCACGCCCGCAAUCUGGAUGCCACCGUUUCCGCGGAUGUGACCACCCAGUGCUUCAACCUCUAUCUGCCCAUGCUGAACGAGGUGGCCGCCACCUUCUCCACUUCCUACCAGACCUGCAUCAGCACCGCCAAUGCUGAGACCGCCAAUCUGACCGCCGAGGCCGACAAGCAGCAGAAGAUCUACCAGGCGGAGGUCACCAGCCUCUGCAGCGCCUUCACCGCCUGCAACAGCGACAACGACACCACUACCUUCUUCAACUGCUACGCCAGUGCGGCUGAGAGUGACGUCUCUGUGAUCUACGACAUCGCCACCAAUGCCGCCACUUCGGCCAGCACCCUGAGCAUGGGCAUCCAGGCCAUUCAGGCCACCGAGUACCAGUGCACCAACACCACGGAGAGUAACUACGUCCGGGAUACCGCUGCCACCUACGAUCUGCUGGACAGCUGCCUGAAGUACGGAGUGCCCACCACCUCCACCGCCGCCCCCUCCUCCUCCAGCCCCGUUGCUAGCUCGAGCGGGGCUCCUGUCACUGAUGGCACCACUGUUGCUGCAUCGUCCACCGCCUCUGCUGGCACCACUGUGGCUGUGACCACCGCCUCUCCCGGCACCACUGUUGUUGCAUCGUCCACCACCUCCGCUGGCACCACUGUGACCACCGCUGCACCCGGAACUCCUGCUGCGGCAACCACGGCCGCUGCUGGCACUCCGGCCUCUUCUUAAGUCACAACUUCGAGUAAUCGCAAGCAAUAAAUGAGCAUUUAAAAAAAAA
Drosophila yakuba is the source of this 947-nucleotide messenger RNA. Its product is annotated as A-agglutinin anchorage subunit. The transcript has 3 exons. The record is from RefSeq and is a predicted model, not a curated record. NCBI's taxonomy places the organism in Eukaryota, Metazoa, Arthropoda, Insecta, Diptera, Drosophilidae. The coding region runs from base 74 to 898 and encodes 274 amino acids.